UGACAGCGCCAUUUGGUGAAUGGAAGAAGUUUGUUGAUCAAUUUGCAACACCCAUUCCUGCGUGUUUUGCUGCCGUGAAGAAGCCCGAAAUUUUCCAAUGUGCUAGCGCCGUCGCCUAAAACGCUUUGCUUGCACAACGUUCUCUACACAACCCCAGCAGCCGAAAAGUGCGACCACGGGCAGACAGCAAGCGGAAGUGUGCAGGGUGCCCCAUUUCGCGCCCAGUCUAUAUGGUUGGUGCUGCGGCAGCACGGCACGGACGCAGCGGCGGGCGGAUGCAUUCUGUCUCGCACUGAAACCAAAACAACCCUAGCAACAGCAACUUCGCUAAACCCACACGGUGCAACUGCAUUUGGGCGUAACACAAAGUAUGGACAAUUGCCACAACUAUGCCACCACAUCGAAAAAGAAACGAAUCCCCAUCUCGGACGAUAUACACAUCAUAAUCAAAAAGUUCCGAGACAAGGACAAGCACGAUGAGAAGCCUUCUACGUCAGGUGACCAUGACUAUGACGACGAGCACAGCAUGGACUCGGAGGAGCUGCGACGCGUCCGGCACCAGGAACCGUCCUCCUCCUCCACGCUGGUCGGCAUCGCGUCGAACAGCAAUAGUAAUAGUACAACCUGCCCCAGCGGCAACUCGCUACAAACGGUCGGGGUGGCCAGCAACCACACGGUGCAGCUGCAGCCCCAGCAACACAUCAUAUCGCUAGGCCAGACGCACACCGGUCUGGUGGCGAGUAGCAGCAGCAGCAGCAAUGCCAACCUAGCAUGCCAAAGCAGCAGCAGCAGCCAGUCGGAGGACAUCAAACUCAUCCUUCGGAAGCUGUCCAACAUCGAGGAGCUGCUGAAGGUAGUUGCCGAACAGAGUCUAAGUCGUCUGACGACGAUAAAGCAAGAGACUGGCGCCACACUGACGACUGCAUCCGGUGGACAGCUGACGGCGGUCGAGGCGAAUCAAGUAAUUCAGCAACACCAUCAUCAGCAACAACAGCCACAGCAGCAGCAGCACCAUCAGCAGCAGCACCAGCAGCAAACGGUACCCCAGGGUGUGGAGCUUGAAUCGUGCUUCAAGUUCCCGAUCCGUACGCUCAAAGAGCUGAUCGAGCUGAACAAGAGCAUCUGCGGCGACGAGUCGCUGUACAACAAGCUGUUCGAGCAUCUCACCAAAAUAAGACUGGACUGUGACCAAAACAUCGUCAUCAACGCGCUAACGUCGAUCGUCAGCGACGAGGUGCUGGAUGCGGUUACGUGGGACACCGGCAAAAAGUUUAAGCUUUCCUCGGUCGUGCUGUUUAGCGAUUCGCUGUACGUCGCUUGGUUUAAGGACAAGAUGAAGUACGACGAGUACGUGACCGAGAUGAAGGAUGCCAUCGAACGGUCGCACAAGCGGCACGCGAAGGUUAAAACGAAACGAAACCAACAGACCAACAGCAGCCACCAGGCAUUGCAGCAGCAGCAACAGCAGCAGACACAGUCACUGCAACCGAUCCUGCACUCGCCUUUGGGGACGAGCAACAGUGCCAGCACGACUGCCGUCGUCGGCGCUGCACCGCCCGGUACCGUCAGCUCGAUCAGCUGCGACAAUAGUGCAUUAAUUCUCAAGGUAGAUUCUCUCGAAUAGUAGUGAACCACGUGUGCGUACGGUGCAGCAUGCCAGGGCAGGGAGUUUAAACGGAACCAGAAUUUGUUUGGACACAUCCCCCUAUCCCAUUCAUUACCCACCAUCCCCUUGCGGUGAUUGCGACACUCUGCACCUGUGUGUGUGUGUUUUUUUUUAAAUAAUGUUUGAUUGUGUUUCACAAAACUAUAAUCAGACAGCCUACGGCAAAUAGCAAAGCGUUGAUUAUUAAUUCUAUUUUCUCUAACAUUCAUUAUUGCACACAUCUGCAACGAAAUGAUGCUGCCAGUGUGUGUGUACGAGAGAGAAAGAGAGAAUAUGAAUUUAGUUGCAAUGUAGUGGAUCACGGAUCUAAGGGCAAAGGAAAGCAAAGUAAGCUUAGAAGCGAUCAGUGUCGACAAAAGGAGUGUGCCACCAAGGUUGCCACGCGAAAUGGCAUCCGGAUCGAAGAAAUGAAACUCGGUUUCCCUUUCAUUAAAUAUCUGCAGGGCGCGCUGCAAUAGUCAUAGAUUUGUUUUGUUUUGUUUUAGAUACGUACUGUUUGAAUGUUUUUUUUUCCUUUUUCAUGACCCCCAUCAUAGACCCCCUCCAUUUACAAGGUGUAAUAGAAACACACAAAAAACACGGGGAAAGGGACACACAACAGGGAUACACAUUUGGAAUGAGCUAAGAACUAAAGCACUACGGCGGCCCUCUCUCGCCAUGCAACGGGCGGGAGAGGGAGCGGUACGUACACAAACUAAGUUUAACGUUUAGACAUAUGAAACGCUGUAAAACAAAAUCUUACGAAUAAAACAAAGCAAGAAAGCACCACCCUC
Anopheles coluzzii is the source of this 2439-nucleotide messenger RNA. RefSeq names its product probable nuclear hormone receptor HR38. Gene Ontology annotation, cellular component: chromosome, centromeric region; chromatin; nucleus. Gene Ontology annotation, biological process: chromosome segregation; CENP-A containing chromatin assembly. The record is from RefSeq and is a predicted model, not a curated record. The transcript is spliced from 4 exons. Bases 371 to 1624 code for a protein of 417 amino acids. NCBI's taxonomy places the organism in Eukaryota, Metazoa, Arthropoda, Insecta, Diptera, Culicidae.